Gryllus bimaculatus (two-spotted cricket) is the source of this 2895-nucleotide messenger RNA. NCBI's taxonomy places the organism in Eukaryota, Metazoa, Arthropoda, Insecta, Orthoptera, Gryllidae. The record is from the annotation of a GenBank genome assembly.
AUGGGGCGGCAGGCGGCGCGAGACGCGGGCGGGCGGGCGGCGGCGGCGGCGGCGGGGCGCCGCGGCGCGGACGAGGCGCCGGCGGCGGGCGCCGCGGAGCGCGCCGCAGGCCGCCACCAGCCCGCCCGCGCCGCCCACUCGCCCCCUCGCGCAGCGGCCGCCGGCGCCGUGAAGCAGGAGCCCCCCGGCGGCGGCGACGCGGCCGCGCACGACCCCUGCGACCGCGACGGCGAUGACGACGCGCCCCUCAAGCCCCCGGCUGGCCGCAAGCGUGAACAAAAGAAUGCUGCUGUGAUCCUUCAUGUCGCGGAUGGCCUGUCAUUGCGACUUCUGGUUAAUCGAGGAGUCUACGUGUGUAAAUAUGUAAUCAGCGAGAAGGACAAGGCGCUGGUGGGCGCAGCCAAGCGGAAAGCGCAGACGCCGCGCGUCCUCAAACACAAGGCGGAGGGCGACGGGGAGGCGGGUGCGCCGGCGACGGAGGCGCUGGGCGAGGGCGCGCCGGCGCCCGCGGCGCUCGACCCGGCCACAGGCGAGGCGGAGGCCGACCCUCUGCCGCCGGCCAGCGCCGAAGGGGAGGAGCCCGCCUCGGCCGCCGACGCCGUCGCCGAGCCUGUCCCUGCCCCUGCGCUCGUCGAGGCCGCGGACGCCGUCAAGGACGACCCCGACCCCUUCGCCGACGACGGCUUCGACGACCGCGAGUCGUCCGAGGACGACGACUUCAAGAAGCAGGAGGAGGACCAGCAGCAGCAGGAGGCCGCGUCGCAGCCGCCCAUCUUCCGAUGGGAGUGCCAUGUUUGCCAGCAAGUCUUCCGUAACUGGAAUUCGCUUUCUGUGCACUGCCGAACGACCCAUGAUGUGCCUGCACAGGUGGUGUGCCUGUGUGCCAAAGUCCUGGCUAGCAGGGCUUCAAUCAUUAAACAUCGACUGAAGCACACCAAUGGCUACAAAUACAAGUGUGACAAGUGUGAAAAGGCCUUCCAUCGAAAGUCUCUCUUUGAUCUCCAUGUCCUAAGUCAUGUGCCAAAAGAAGAGCAACCAUUUGUUUGCUGUAAAUGUGCCCGUCGCUUUCAUUGUGAAGCACUUCUUCGACAUCAUGAAAGGGUGCACCUGCCUCGUGAAGAACGUCUUGUCUACCCUUGCUCUGUCUGUGCCAAAAAGUUUAGUAGCCGUUCAAAUGUGUCUGCUCAUUUGAAAGCUGUUCAUUUUGGAGAGAGGCCGUUUGUUUGUGACCAGUGUGGUCACAGUUUCACAUCCAAGGGCAUUCUCCAAGAACAUCUUACAAUUCACAGUGAUGAGACACCAUUUAAGUGCACUCAAUGUAAAAAAAGUUUCAAAACCAAGUACCGGUUGAAGAUACACAUGGAUACUCAUCGAGAAACUCCCUACCAGUGUCCUGUGUGUCCUCAUCAAUUGUCUACGAGACGGACUCUUCGAAUGCACCUGUUAGUACAUAGGGAUGUGAAGGCCUACCAGUGCGCUACGUGUGGGAAAGCCUUUAAACGUUCCAAGGAUCUCAAGAACCACCACAACCUGCACACGGGUCGCCGGCCCUACACGUGCACCUUUUGCCCGCGCACCUUCGCCAACGGCUCCAACUGCCGCGCCCACAAGCGCAAGAUGCACCCGGAGGAGCUGCGGGCGUACGAGGCGCAGCUGGCUGCGGCGGCGGAGGCGGGCGAGGCGCCCCCCGCGCCGCCCCCGCGCGCACCGCAGCCGCCCUCCUCCUCCUCCGUGGCCCAGCACGGCAUCAUCAACGCGGUGACGCAGGUCCCGCCCGCGCCCGCGCCGCCCGCCAGCCCGCACCUCCCGGCAGCGCCGCCGCCUCCGCCGCCGCCCGCGCCCCAGACCCACCUGGAAGUGCUGCACGGGGACCUCAAGCCGCCCGUGGACCUCAAGCCGCCUCCCACGACCCUCCCGCACGCGCCGCCCUGCACGGAGUACGAGCGCCACGCUGCCAUGUACGACUCCCACGAAAGCCUCAAGGCGGCGGCGGCGGCGGCAGCGGCGGCGGUAGCGCACUCCGGCCCCGGCCGCCCGCACGAGUACGGCGCGCCCCCGGCGCAGAUGGCGCGCGCGGCGCUGCCCCCACACCUGGCCGCCGCCGACCUCGCCGGGGUGGCGCGCCUCGGCGACAACGGCCUCUGCCGCCACCCGCACUCCACGGCCGCCGCCCUGGCCGCGGCGGAGCUGGAGGCGGCCGUGGGUGCCAGGGGCACCAUGGCCACCAUGGCCAUGAACCUCAACGUGAGGCGGGGCGCCGGGGACAUGCUCAACAGCCACCUCGCGUCGCUCACGCCGCUCAACCUCAACGUCUCCGAGAUGCACGCCAGCCGGCAGCAGCAACACCAGCAACAGCAGCAUCAACAACAGCAACCGCAUCCGGGAAUGGGAGAUGCGGGAGUGUUGUCGGAGCUGGAAGACGGUGGUUACUUGGGGGGACCUCGUCGUACAGUGGAUGGGUUUGGUAGUGGACGUUCGCAUUUGGGUAUGAGUACUGCAUUAGGAGGUUUAUCCACUGCAGGCCUCACAACAGGUCUUCCUCUACAUCGGCAAGCUCAGCAGCAGCAGCAGCAACAACAACAACAACAGCAGCAGCAACAACAACAACAACAACAACAACAACAACAGCAACAGCAGCAGCACCAACAGCAGCAAUCGCAAGCAAUGGCUACUUUGAACCACCGCAGCGGAAGUGUGAUGCAUCCAGUCACACAGCAUGGAGGUACUGCUGAUCCUCAAGCCUAUCAUAUCUACCAGCAUCCCACUGAGACCAUGCCAUCAGCAGUAGCAGCAGCCAUUGCUCACUCUACUGGAGGGAUGUCUGUGCCAGCUUUUCCGGGAAAUCCCUACAUCCACCACAAUAUGGGCUACAGUCGUGGUGGUAGUGCUAUGUAG